CACUCUCCUCUCCCCUUCUUCCUCUUUUUUUCUACUACUAAAAAAAUACUCCUCCUCCUCCUCCUCCUCCGCCUAUACUAUACUAAACUAGUGCCAAAUUGCUCCCGCAUUCCCUUCCCCUUCCUCCUGCAUUUCCGUCCCAUCGGCGGCCCUCUCCCACCCUCGUGGCGACGGCCAGGCGACCGCAGCCGCCGCCGAGGUCAUCGCCAGCGACCACCGCUCCACCGGGUACAACAGAUUUAUGCUUGGAACUUCUGCAGAAAAGCACACAACAGUAAUGGGGCACGACCAUAUUUCUCGUAUAAAGAUGCAUAUGGCAGAAGGUUCUUUUGGUGACAGGAACCGGUGCCAGCAACCCGGGUGCAAUGAGGUUGUCGAUGGAAGGGUAGUGUACUGCAAAACUCACAGUGGGGAGUUUUCAUGCCAACAGUUCAGUCACCUCCACAGCGGAAUGGAGAGCUCAGGUUUAUCGGUGCCCCAUGUUAAUGACAACCAGUUCAAGGGAUCUAUUUCCAUUGCAGUGCCAUGCACUGAGCAAGAGUUACAUGUCAAGCAUGAAGGGAAUGAUCGAGGUAAACUAAAGGAUAGUUCUGGGUACACUUUGGAUCAGACUGCACAAUUUGUCUUCUCUGGGGCAGGCUUGCUUUGCAAGAACGAAAACUGCAGCAAGCAAGCACAUGAGAACUCGAUCUACUGUAAGUUGCAUAGCGGUGUUAGCAAGGGCUGCAUGGUACGGGGUUGUACGAGAGGUGCGCAUGGAGGCACACCUUUGUGCAUUGGGCAUGGAGGUGGGAAACGGUGUGUGAUCCCUCAAUGCCCGAAUGCAGCAUGUGGUCAAGGCCGUAGUGACCGCUGUGUAAGGCAUGGCGGUGGUAAGAGAUGUAAAUUUGAAGGGUGUGCAAAGGGCGCACAAGGGAACACCGAUUAUUGCAUAAGACAUGGUGGGGGAAGGCGGUGCAAAUUUGAAGGAUGUACAAAGAGUGCACAAGGACGCACAGAUUUCUGUAUUAAGCAUGGUGGGGGCAGUCGGUGCAAGUUCCAAGGAUGUGGUACAAGUGCAAAAUGGGGAACGGAUUUCUGCUCUGUCCACAGGAAGAGUUUGUUGGGCGGUGACAGUGCCAUCCCUGAAGCUUUGCCUGCCCCGUCAGAAAAACGACGUCGUGCCAAGAAGCCUAAAAAGGCAGCGAAGCUGUCUGAGACCUCCCAAGAGAAUGUCACAACAGCAGCUAUUGCUGGUAACAGCACGCAACACAUGGGCGUUCUUCUCAUAGCUACCCCUGUUACUAACCAUGACAUGUUAACCAAGGGUGUGACAGUGGCGGCGCCAGCUGCAAUAGCGCCCACGCAGAUAGUGGCGCCACUUGCCAUCAAAUCACCAACACCAUCUGGAUCGGUGGCUGCAGGAGCAGAGAGGGAGGCGGGAGCAAGCAGGGAGAUGCUGGGUCUGUAGAAAGAUGGUGGCAGUGCAUAAUUUGGGAGGCUUGGAGACACCUGGCCAGAUAGCUCUCUAAUUAUUGCUUUUUAGACUGAGAAACCUCGAAACUUUAGGAAGGUUGCAAUUUGACAGGCUUGCACCGUCAACUGACUAGUUAUGUCCUGUGCCUUUCUCAUUUGUAAAUCUGUAAUGCGAAUCUCUAGUUGUUCUUGUGUAUGUUCUCUUGUGCCUUGUAACUUUGGACAAUAAGCAAUAAUAUUGUGUCAUUGCCUAGUUUCGCAGGUCCA
Molecule: messenger RNA, 1722 nt
Organism: Sorghum bicolor (sorghum)
Lineage: Eukaryota; Viridiplantae; Streptophyta; Magnoliopsida; Poales; Poaceae
Exons: 4
Coding region: 242-1450 (402 amino acids)
Source: RefSeq, a predicted model, not a curated record